Molecule: messenger RNA, 7568 nt
Organism: Oncorhynchus keta (chum salmon)
Lineage: Eukaryota; Metazoa; Chordata; Actinopteri; Salmoniformes; Salmonidae
Product: rab GTPase-activating protein 1-like
Exons: 25
Coding region: 256-3354 (1032 amino acids)
Source: RefSeq, a predicted model, not a curated record
UUCGUCGACCUCUCUUUAUCUCUUCCUCUCUGAUAGAACCAGGGUGACUGCGCCGUGAACGCGCACGGACCAGUGGGGCUCGCGGAGGAGCCGUGAGUGUGCGCGGCUGCUGCAACUUGACAGUUAACGUUUGCUAUUUAUCCGGAGGUGUUUACUCUAAACAAGGUUCCAGCAGCAGGGGGCUGAGCAGAAGGCUGUGCUGUGUGGCAGAGGACGGGGGCAGAGAGCGCUGGCCCCUGGGGCUCCUGGCUAACGAUGGACAACACCUCUCUUGGCAAAGUGAGUGGCUCCACCGAAUCAGUGGCCACUGUCACCAGCGAGGAGUUUGUGCUGGUGCAGCCGUCUACCGGAGGAUCCCCCUCGGGCUCAGAGGGCAAGCCCAGACUCAAGAUGUCCUACAAUGGGAAGGAGCAGUUGGAGAGGGCCAUGGAGGAGCUGUUGGAUGACCACGUAGUGAUGGAGGACCGGAGUGGAGGAGCAGGAGAGGAGGGAACCGAGACGUUUUGCCACACAUUGAACUCCACAGCCCCCGGCCCACAGACACGACCCCAAGGCCUGGCGCUGUACUCCACACCUGCCGAGGUGUCAGUGUGUCCUGCAGCAGGCAGCCCACCAGUCCAGGAGGAGGACAGUGUUCAGUUCAGUAAGCUGUCCUACCUGGGCUGUACGUGGGUGAAGGCCCCACGCAGUGAGCCCGAGGCCCAGAGAGCCAUGACCACACUGCGGGCAGAGAGUGCCAUCCCCAUCCCCGUCACGCUCCAUGUGCCCAAUGUACCCGGGGGCUGCGUCAGGAUUGUGGACCAGGCAUCAGGCACGGAGAUCGCCUCCUUCCCCAUUUACAAGGUGCUGUUCUGCGCCCGGGGUCGGGAGGGCUCCAUCGAGAGUGACUGCUUCUCCUUCACUGAGAGCUACCGCAGCUCAGAGGACUUCCAGGUCCACGUCUUCUCUUGCCAUAUCAAGGAAGCUGUGAGUCGGAUCCUGUACAGUUUUUCCACAGCGUUCCGGCGCUCAUCUAAGCCAAACCCUGACGAGAGGGACUCGGCCCUGCCCCUCUCCCCCGACAGUGACCUCUUCACUUUCACCGUCUCACUGGAGGUCAAAGAGGAUGACAGCAAGGGCAAUUACAGCCCGGUUCCCAAGGACCGAGAGAAGUUCUUCUUCAAGCUGCGGCAGGGCUUUCAGAAGAAGGUGGUUGUUAUGGUCCAGCAGAUGAGCAACAAAGAGCUGGGCAUUGAGAGGUGUUUUGGGAUGUUGCUGAGCCCAGGCCAGAAGGUUCGGAACAGUGACAUGCACCUUCUAGACAUGGAGUCCAUGGGGAAGAGCUCGGAUGGAAAGUCCUAUGUGAUCACGGGAACCUGGAACCCCAACAUGGCUGCCUUCCAGGUGCUGAAUGAAGACACACCUAAAGACAAGCAGGUGUACAUGACUGUGGCCGUGGACCUGGUGGUGACUGAGGUGUUGGAGCCAGUGCGCUUCCUGCUGGAGACACUGGUGCGCGUCUACCCGGCCAACGAGCGCUUCUGGUACUUCAGCCGCAAGGCCUUCAGCGAGACCUUCUACCUCAAACUCAAACAGGGUGGUGAGAAGGAUGGCCAGGCUGAUUCCAUGUUGGAGGUAGUGAGCCUGCAGAAGGAGACUGAGAGGAACAAUUUGGGCCAUGUUGAGGAAGAGGAGCCUGAGGAAGAUAGCGACAGUGAGAUCUCCAGUGGGACCGGUGAUGUGUCCAAGGAUUGCCCUGAGAAGAUCUUAGAGUCCUGGGGUGCAAUCCUCAACAGAUGGCAUGGGAACUUGUCUGUGCGGCCUAAGGGCCUGACUGCGCUGGUGAAGCCUGGGGUCCCCGAGGCCCUCAGAGCUGAGGUCUGGCAGCUCCUCUCAGGCUGCCAGAGUGACCAGGCCCUGCUGGAGAAAUAUCGCAUCCUCAUCACCAAGGACUCUGCUCAGGACGGAGUGAUCACCAGAGACAUCCACCGCACCUUCCCCGCUCACGACUACUUCAAAGACACGGACGGAGACGGACAGGACUCCCUCUACAAGAUCUGUAAGGCCUAUUCAGUCUAUGACAAGGAGAUUGGUUACUGUCAGGGACAGUCCUUCCUGGCUGCAGUGCUGCUACUGCACAUGCCUGAGGAGCAGGCCUUCUGUGUGCUGGGGAGGAUAAUGUAUGAGUACGGCCUGAGGGAACUCUACAAGAACAACUUUGAGGAUCUGCACUGCAAGUUCUACCAGCUGGAACGACUGCUCCAGGAACAACUCCCAGAACUCUGGUCCCACUUCCAGGACCUCAAUCUGGAAGCUCACAUGUACGCCUCUCAGUGGUUCCUCACGCUCUUCACAGCCAAGUUCCCCCUCUGCAUGGUCUUUCACAUCACUGACCUGCUGUUGUGUGAGGGUCUGAACGUCAUCUUCAACGUGGCUCUGGCCCUCCUCAAGACGUCCAAGGAGGACCUACUUCAGACUGACUUUGAGGGGGCUCUGAAGUUCUUCCGGGUCCAGCUGCCCAAACGCUACAGGGCUGCAGAAAACGCCCGCAGGCUCAUGGAACAGGCCUGUAACAUCAAGGUUCCCACCAAGAAGCUGAAGAAGUUUGAGAAGGAGUACCAGACCCUGAGAGAGAGCCAGCUGCAGCAGGAGGACCCCAUCGACCGCUACCAGAGGGAGAACCGUCGGCUGCAGGAGGCCAGCAUGCGUCUGGAGCAGGAGAACGAUGACCUGGCCCAUGAGCUGGUGACCAGUAAGAUCGCCCUGCGGACCGACCUCGACCAGGCGGAAGACAAGGCAGACGUGCUGAACAAGGAGCUGCUCUGCACCAAACAGCGCCUGGUGGAGACGGAGGAGGAGAAGAGGAGGCAGGCGGAGGAAACGGCACAGAUUAAAGAGGUGUUCAGGAGAGAGCUGGAGAAAGCGGAGUCAGAGAUCAAGAAAACUACAGCUAUCAUCACCGAAUACAAACAGAUCUGUUCUCAUCUCAGCACCAGGCUAGAGAAGCAGCAGGCUGCCACCAAGGAGGAGCUGGACAUCAUCAAGAGUAAGGUGAUGGCGUGUGAACGCUGCAGGGAGGUGUUCAGUAAAGAAGGGCCUCUCCAGAUGCCCGCUCCCGGCAGAGACAACAGGAACAGUGAGCUGGACGAGGAGAAGGACUCCCUGAAGUCCCAGCUCAGAGAACUGGAGCUAGAGUUGGCCCAGACCAAACUACAGCUGGUAGAGGCCAAGUGUAAGAUCCAGGAAUUGGAGCACCAGAGGGGAGUCCUGAUGAACGAGAUCCAAGCGGCCAAAAAUUCCUGGUUCAGCAAGACCCUGGGCUCCCUGAAGAGCUCUACGGGCAGCACCUCCCAGCCCCCCUCCUCUCCCCUGUAGGCCUCUACACAGACCACCUUGGCUGGGGGGGGGUCUGGAGGUCCGGAGAAGAGUCUACAGUAUGCACAGGAGAGCUUAUGAACACUACCUGAAUAACACCUGAGACGAUGCACUAUUCCCUUUCCAGGGGUGGAAGACAGCCACAGGACAAAGCCAGCCCUCUACACAUCUUCCUCUCUCUCAAACUCACCCACUUUUCCACUGGACCAGCCAACCACCCUUCUUCACUAGAGCUUUGAAUGAAAAAUGACAUGUCGUCAUUCGUGUUGUGUGGAACCAAGAUGGAGAAUGACUGGUAAAUCUAGUGUGGGUUGUCAUUGACACUGUUGGCCGGGCUCCGAGCUGUCUUCAAAAAGCCAAUCAUUUUGUCUUUGAAGUGAGAGAUUAGCGGAGUACUAUAGGAACUCUGGUCCUUAUAACGCCACGGUGGACAUUCAAUAAAACCGCUCUGCCCACUGGUGAUAUAUUGCUACUGCUGAGUGACAAAAAUAUAUAUAGCCUAUCAGCAGGUUAUGUGGCUAACUGAUAUUAUGAGAAAUAUUAAGUGCUCUAGCAGUCUUGACUCUGACUUGUAAGGAUCACGCGACAGCUACAGGCAGUAGUUCACAGGCGAGGAAUACGUAUUUGCUGCUUAAAAAAGGCAACUACUACAGGACACAUCUUCCGCAUAACACAUCUUUACGGCUCAAUGAAAGGGGCGUACUGCAUUCAGAAUCUAAAAACUACAUCUUGUUUGUCCUUUAUAGUAAUAUUACGUAAACUAUGUUGUCCUAUAAAUGUGUAUAACUCAUUAUUGAUCUUUUUUUUAAUCUUGUACAGUUCUAAAACAAAUAAGAAACGAUAAGAAAAAAAUAAUAAUUUGGAAUUUGAAUGUGGAGGUAAUUAAGCACAGUGUGAAAGAUCUGGGUCAAGUUCAAAUGUCGGGAGAACCAAAGUGACAUUCCUACUGGACUGUUUCAUUCCUGCUUCUAUAACACCAUAGCCUGGUUCAAUCAGACUGAACACUGGGCUCACUAUUGUUUUUAAAGGUGCAGCGUAGUCUUCAAUAUGGUUUAACCGGGCUAAAAACUCAAAGGUAUACCUAAAGCCUAUCCACCACAUUAGGACCUACUGAGCUACUUAUUCCACUGGACUGAGCUCAAAUUUCAACUUCAAGUCAUCGUGUGUCACUCAAGUCCUUGCACAGAUCGUUCCAUUAAUCAGAGUGAAGCAUGAACCAAUCCUGAAGACAGGAGGUAACCUCAUUCUAACCUAAUGUUUAUGAAGGGCUCCCCCAUCUCUCUUCUAUUGUUAGCAGUCAUUGGAGUGCUCCAUCUAUGCUACUUGGCUGCUUUAACUGUCUCCAUUUAACUCAGCCUAACUGCAUCUUUACAAACCCUGACACUCACCUAACCAUAACUUGUAAAGUGCGGUAGUUGAAUAUAGAACAGACAUGGCUCCCAAUAACAUAUGAAAUGUCAUGAUGAACCAAUGAAAUGGCAGAAUAGAAGGGCAUUCUUAUAAAAAAAGACUGAGACCGUGAGGUGUGCAACAAGUAAUUGAACAUUCCAAAAUGUCUAUCCAAGCCAAGGUGCCCAUGAGGGUUAAUAUAUGAUGGAAAGACUCAAUGGCCAUGCAGUAUAACAUAUGAUGGAAAGACUCAAUGGCCAUGCAGUAUAAUAUAUGAUGGAAAGACUCAAUGGCCAUGCAGUAUAACAUAUGAUGGAAAGACUCAAUGGCCAUGCAGUAUAACAUAUGAUGGAAAGACUCAAUGGCCAUGCAGUAUAACAUAUGAUGGAAAGACUCAAUGGCCAUGCAGUAUAAUAUAUGAUGGAAAGACUCAAUGGCCAUGCAGUAUAACAUAUGAUGGAAAGACUCAAUGGCCAUGCAGUAUAACAUAUGAUGGAAAGACUCAAUGGCCAUGCAGUAUAACAUAUGAUGGAAAGACUCAAUGGCCAUGCAGUAUAACAUAUGAUGGAAAGACUCAAUGGCCAUGCAGUAUAACAUAUGAUGGAAAGACUCAAUGGCCAUGCAGUAUAACAUAUGAUGGAAAGACUCAAUGGCCAUGCAGUAUAACAUAUGAUGGAAAGACUCAAUGGCCAUGCAGUAUAACAUAUGAUGGAAAGACUCAAUGGCCAUGCAGUAUAACAUAUGAUGGAAAGACUCAAUGGCCAUGCAGUAUAACAUAUGAUGGAAAGACUCAAUGGCCAUGCAGUAUAACAUAUGAUGGAAAGACUCAAUGGCCAUGCAGUAUAACAUAUGAUGGAAAGACUCAAUGGCCAUGCAGUAUAACAUAUGAUGGAAAGACUCAAUGGCCAUGCAGUAUAAUAUAUGAUGGAAAGACUCAAUGGCCAUGCAGUAUAACAUAUGAUGGAAAGACUCAAUGGCCAUGCAGUAUAACAUAUGAUGGAAAGACUCAAUGGCCAUGCAGUAUAACAUAUGAUGGAAAGACUCAAUGGCCAUGCAGUAUAAUAUAUGAUGGAAAGACUCAAUGGCCAUGCAGUAUAAUAUAUGAUGGAAAGACUCAAUGGCCAUGCAGUAUAAUAUAUGAUGGAAAGACUCAAUGGCCAUGCAGUAUAACAUAUGAUGGAAAGACUCAAUGGCCAUGCAGUAUAACAUAUGAUGGAAAGACUCAAUGGCCAUGCAGUAUAAUAUAUGAUGGAAAGACUCAAUGGCCAUGCAGUAUAACAUAUGAUGGAAAGACUCAAUGGCCAUGCAGUAUAACAUAUGAUGGAAAGACUCAAUGGCCAUGCAGUAUAACAUAUGAUGGAAAGACUCAAUGGCCAUGCAGUAUAACAUAUGAUGGAAAGACUCAAUGGCCAUGCAGUAUAACAUAUGAUGGAAAGACUCAAUGGCCAUGCAGUAUAACAUAUGAUGGAAAGACUCAAUGGCCAUGCAGUAUAACAUAUGAUGGAAAGACUCAAUGGCCAUGCAGUAUAACAUAUGAUGGAAAGACUCAAUGGCCAUGCAGUAUAACAUAUGAUGGAAAGACUCAAUGGCCAUGCAGUAUAACAUAUGAUGGAAAGACUCAAUGGCCAUGCAGUAUAACAUAUGAUGGAAAGACUCAAUGGCCAUGCAGUAUAACAUAUGAUGGAAAGACUCUCUCAAUAGCAAUGGGGAUUAACAUACAAUGGAAAGACAUUCAAUAGCAGCCCACUCAUUACACUCUGUUUUCUAGAGCCAUAUUAAUGCAUGUUUGUGCUGUGGACAGCUUCCAACAGACCUGCCAUGAACCACCGCUUUGGCCUCUAUUAGAAGCACUGUAGCGUUGGAUUCACCCUUUGGACAAAGACCGAGAGCACUUGUAUACCUAUACGUGUGUGUCCUGCACUGACUGGUUCCAGGUGAAAUGGUUUCUUCACAACUCAGUGACUGUUGUUGUCUAAGGCCCAGAACUAUGUUGAUGAAAUAAUUAGAAUUAAGCCAUCUCAAUAUAUUAUACUCUCAAAAGAUUGUCACCUGUGCUAUGGCAUUCCUGUCUGCCAUUUUAAGACCAGGAUGGAUGCGAGUAGGCAGGGACGCUACAGAUGGAUCCGGGGGUCACAUUUCUGAACCUGCUUCCUUUCCUUGUCUCCUUUCCUUUGUGACCACUGAUCUGAAAAACCGCAACAGUUGAAAGUAAUAUGAUGGAUGCCUGUCCAGGUGUUUCACAAUGGAAAGGCAGAGAAAUAAGGUAGCCAGUUAAGAAUAUUAGGACACAGCCAUGUUUUUAGGUGUGUUAAAUGGACAGCAUGUCUUUCAUAUGUGUCACAUGCUGUGUAAUGGUUUCAAAGUGCUUCAGCCAGAGUCCUAUCAAGAUUUACAAGGCUCAAGGCCUCUGUGUAUGUUUGCUAUGUGCACUAACAUUGCGUCAAUAUUUUAAACACUAUUUUAAGUUAAUUUGUACUCAUAAGUUAUUCAGAGAGCAAACCUACUUUCUACUUACUUUCUACUUACAAAAACCUACUUUCCUACUUACAAACCUACUUUUCUUCCUAAUUUUCUGUUGCUGAGAAGACAGUGGCCAAAUUAUAAUCCAACUACAACGAUGCAAAACAAAUAACUUCAGAUUCACAAUAUUGUACAGUUAUGCUAUACUUCAACAGUUGUUCUGCUUUAGUUUCCAACAUGGGGGAGUUGUCCUUCCCUGUUCCUCGUCAUUCCCAUGUGAAUCUGUGACAUGCUGUAACUCUAAUGGUAUUUUCUGCACAGUAAUCGUCUGACGUACAUCAAUAAAAUUCCGUUCUGUCCACUGA